Teleopsis dalmanni is the source of this 832-nucleotide messenger RNA. RefSeq lists its product as uncharacterized. The transcript has 3 exons. NCBI's taxonomy places the organism in Eukaryota, Metazoa, Arthropoda, Insecta, Diptera, Diopsidae. The record is from RefSeq and is a predicted model, not a curated record. Bases 221 to 814 code for a protein of 197 amino acids.
AGUUGAUGGAUAAAAAUUAAUUUGACAGUAAUUCUAAAUUUUAAAUUUUAGCACUUCAAAAGACCAUGUGUCUUCAAGCGUAUUUGCUCAAAUUCGCCAAUAAAAUGUAAAAGCAGAUUAACUAGUUCAAUGCAACUGACUAGAUAGGUGCCAUAAUAUCCAGUGAAAUAGUAUAAUAAUCAUGAAUAAAAGGAUUGGUACUUUCUCAUUAUGAAAGCCAAUGAACCAAUAUCAGGAAAAUGCAGCAAUAUUUAUUAAAUCCUCUGUACUUCAUAAUCCACUAACAAGUUCCAGAAUGUCGCUUACAACUAAACACAUCCUAACAACUGGUUCCGUUUUGUUAUCUUGCGUCAUUCUAAAGCACAUACCUUUUAUUAGAAAGUUUUCCUUUCUCAGAAAUCCGUUAGAUUGUUUGGACAAUGCACUAUUUUGCAUGUGCAUUCCAAUAUUAAUAAAACUCUGCGUGGAAACGAUUCAUGACUAUUAUAAACUGAAGAAAGUUCGCGAAUUCAUUGCAGAAAACUCUAAUAUUUUGCUACUUUGUAUUGUCAAUUCAAGAAAUUCUACUUUAACUGAAUCUGAUACGCUAUAUAUAAAACAAACAAUUACUACAGAUAGUGAAAUCAUAAACUGUUUGUCGGAGGCUAUGAAGACGUUAGAUAAGAGGGAUAAUCUGACAGACUUUAUAAAUCAAGAAUAUAUACAAAAUGUUUGUUAUAUUAUACACGAGAAAUUGGAAGACUCUCCCGAUCAACGAACACUGAAACAGUAUAAAAAUCCUUUAUUAAAAUUUUAUGAAAAUAUCUGUCAAUAAAAUCAAUUAGAGAAUAAA